Molecule: messenger RNA, 1434 nt
Organism: Syngnathus acus (greater pipefish)
Lineage: Eukaryota; Metazoa; Chordata; Actinopteri; Syngnathiformes; Syngnathidae
Product: salivary glue protein Sgs-3-like
Exons: 18
Coding region: 72-1346 (424 amino acids)
Source: RefSeq, a predicted model, not a curated record
UCUUGUCUGCAUAGCUGCAGGAGUUUGGUUGGAACUGCGUACGGUCCAGUUUUCAAUCGUCAAGGUUGAAGAUGAAGGCCAUUGGAUUUGCCGCGGGCACAAUUGUGCUAAUGAUUGCCGCAUGGGUGAUUUAUGAGAUGAACUCGAGCUCGGUCACGCCCACGUUGGAAGGACAGCAGCAGAAGAUAAUCAACACUGCACUGACCAAUAGGAACACUUUGAAGAAUGUGAGCACAGUCUCGGUGAAGCCCACAGUGCAAGGAAAGGAGCAAAAGAAGCCACUCAACACUUCACUGACCACCGAGAAACCAGAGAUCGAUGUGACCUCAGUCUUGGCGAAGACCACGGUGCAAGGACAGCAACAGAAGCUGCCCAACACCACACUGACCACCAAGACACCAGCGCUGAACGUGACCUCAGUCUCGAAGCUGCCCAACACCACACUGACCACUAAGAAACCAGCGCUGAACGUGACCUCAGUCUCGAAGCUGCCCAACACCACACUGACCACCAAGACACCAGCGCUGAACGUGACCUCAGUCUUGAAGCUGCCCAACACUACACUGACCACUAAGAAACCAGCGCUGAACGUGACCUCAGUCUUGAAGCUGCCCAACACUACACUGACCACUAAGAAACCAGCGCUGAACGUGACCUCAGUCUCGAAGCUGCCCAACACAACACUGACCACUGAGAAACCAGCGAUGAACGUCACCUCAGUCUUGGUGAAGCCCACGGUGCAAGGACAGCAGCAGAAGCUGCCCAACACCACACAGACCACUAAGAAACCAGCGGUGAACGUGACCUCAGUCUCGGUGAAGCCCACGGUGAACGGACAGCAGCAGAAGCUGCCCAACACUACACUGACCACUAAGAAACCAGAGAUGACCGUGACCUCAGUCUCGGCAAAGACCACGGUGCAAGGACAGCAGCAGAAGCUGCCCAACACCACAAUAACCACUAAGAAACCAGCGCUGAACGUGACCUCAGUCUCGAAGCUGCCCAACACCACACUGACCACUAAGAAACCAGCGAUGAACGUGACCUCAGUCUCGAAGCUGCCCAACACCACACUGACCACUAAGAAACCAGCGCUGAACGUGACCUCAGUCUCGAAGCUGCCCAACACCACACUGACCACUAAGACACCAGCGCUGAACGUGACCUCAGUCUCGAAGCUGCCCAACACCACACUGACCACUAAGACACCAGCGAUGAACGUGACCUCAGUCUCGGUGAAGCCCACGGUGCAAGGACAGAAGCAGAAGCUGCCCAACACCAAACUGACCAACAAGAAACCAAAGAUAAGGCGUGAGGUGCGAAGAAAGGACAAUCCUUUUGACUGAGUACCACGAAGUGUAAUUUCUCUCUGGGUGGUUGAUUGAUUGUAUUUUAGGUUAUUUGGUCAAAGUCAAAUAUGAAGGUUGUCCAGUU